Molecule: messenger RNA, 1467 nt
Organism: Didymodactylos carnosus
Lineage: Eukaryota; Metazoa; Rotifera; Eurotatoria; Philodinida; Philodinidae
Source: the annotation of a GenBank genome assembly
AUGUCUUCCACCGCUCCUCAGUCAUUAUCAAAUACAAAAUGUCAGCAAAUGUUUGAUUAUGACAAUUUUACUAUCACACAACCAUUUGAAAGAACAGUUGUGAUUCCUUUAAAAUCACAAUUUCGAAAGAAUACAACAUUCUAUAUUCAUUUGUAUUUGUAUCAAGGCCACGAUCCGUUUCGUGAUCAACAAGCACUCUAUCGAAAAUUAGAAAUAUCAAAGUUUCUUGUACCACAACAGGAUUUUAUUAAUUUAUUUCAUGAAAAAGUAAUUGGAAUUGGUCAAACAAAUAAAACUGAACAGAAUAAAAAUACAUCUAGUUUACCUGUUACUCAUAUACAAAAGAAAAUAAUACUUAAUAUAAUGCAGAAUGAUGUCACAUUCGAUCGAUCACAAAUACCACAAGAAAUAUUUGAUAUAUUUCGUUUAGUGACGAGUACAACUUACCUACCGCUCAUGUCUAUUGAUAAAUUAUCCACUCGAUUACGUGAUUAUUCGCCAUUAAAUAUGUCAUCACCCGAAUUGAAACUUCAAUUUCAGUAUUCUCCCGUAUCAUUAGGUCGUUUACGUUUAUGGUUAAAUUUUGAACGUGGUCUUGAAAGUACUCGACAAUGGGGUUUUCAAGAUAAAGAAAUUGAUGAAAUUAAAGGAAUAUUUGCUGAUAAUAAUUUAACAAUACUAGCUCUAACAUUUGUUGUGGCGGCAUUCCAUACAUUAUUUGAUUUUUUGGCAUUUAAAAAUGAUAUCAACUAUUGGCGACAUAGAAAAACAAUGGUUGGACUAUCAAUAAGGACAGUUCUAUGGCGUUCUAUUAGUCAGUUUAUUAUAUUUCUCUAUCUUCUGGACUCUGGUGCAAGUUUAUUAGUAUUAAUACCAACGGGCGUUGGAACUUUGAUUGAAAUUUGGAAAGUAACAAAAGCAUUCAAAAUAAAAAUACGUUUUAAUGGAUAUCGACCAGUUGUCACAUUUGGAGCCAUUUCGAAAGCCGAAGAAGAUUCGAUGAUGUACGAUUCUACGGCUAUGCGUUAUUUAUCUUACCUAUUAUAUCCAUUAUGUUUUGGUCUGGCAGUUUAUUCCCUAAUGUUUAAUCAACACAAAAAUUGGUAUUCUUGGUUAAUCAAUAGUCUUGUCAAUGGUGUGUAUGCAUUUGGAUUUAUAUUUAUGAUGCCACAAUUAUUUCUUAAUUAUAAAUUGAAAUCUGUUGCUCAUUUACCAUGGAGAGCAUUCAUGUAUAAAGCUUUUAAUACAUUUAUUGACGAUUUGUUUGCGUUUAUAAUAACAAUGCCAACAGCUCAUCGUUUAGCUUGUUUUAGAGAUGAUUUCGUUUUUAUUAUAUAUCUUUAUCAAAAAUGGCUAUAUCCCGUGGAUAAAGCACGUGUGAACGAAUACGGAGAAUCGUUUGAUGAUGUUCCCGUUGCGGAUAAAAUAGAUCAAAAAUCCGUAGUCGAAUCAAAAAAAAAACAAUAG